Messenger RNA from Paralichthys olivaceus (Japanese flounder), 4030 nucleotides. RefSeq names its product solute carrier family 44 member 5b (gene slc44a5b). Gene Ontology annotation, biological process: transmembrane transport. Gene Ontology annotation, molecular function: transmembrane transporter activity. Lineage: Eukaryota; Metazoa; Chordata; Actinopteri; Pleuronectiformes; Paralichthyidae. The record is from RefSeq and is a predicted model, not a curated record.
CCAACAAUGAAAACACUGAUGUUGUUGCAGCACACGUGGGGAAACACGACCCACCUGUGCUCGGUGGUUUGAAUCCCACUGAUGUCCCCUGCAGCUGAAACAACAGAGAGGGUGAGAGCUUUAUUAGAUGUCAUCCCAACAAAGGGGAGCCAGGACUCGGCAGCAGCGGUGCUGGUGACGGAGCGUCGCGGCCCCUUUAAGCCCGUUUAGGAAUAAUUAAUGACGUCGGGCUGUAAACACGACUGACGCUCAGCUGCGUGGUCACAGCAUCCUCUCAGACCCGGAGCCCCGAGAAGACCUCUCAAGGUUCCCCGGGUUUAUCCGCCGACAGCACCGACACCGCCGCAGUCCACCUCGACUCUCAUAUGCGGUCUCCAAAACCAAGACGACGGCGGUGCAUCUCUCCUACCAAGUGCCAUGGCUAGAAAGACGGACAUCCCCUCCUCUUACUACGGUGAGCCACGCAAGUUUGACCCAAACUUCAGAGGGCCGGUUCAUAACAGGAGCUGCACUGAUGUGGUUUGCUGUGUUAUCUUCGUCAUUGUCAUCCUCGGCUACAUCGCUCUGGGUACCGUGGCCUGGAUCCACGGUGACCCCAGGAAGGUCGUCUAUCCAACUGACAGCCACGGUCAGUUCUGUGGCCAGAAGAACACCCCCAAUGCAAACAAAGCCAUAUUAUUCUACUUCAACAUGUUAAGAUGUGCCAAUCCUGCAGUUUUAAUUAACCUCCAGUGCCCUACAACCCAGCUCUGUGUCUCCAAGUGCCCUGACAGAUUUGCCACUCUCCUGGAUGCGUGGAAUACCAAAAACUGGGAAUAUUACAAGCAAUUCUGUAAACCGGGCUUCAAGAUUGGAAGUAAGUCCACUGUAGAAGUCAUACGAGAUGAAGACUGUCCAUCUAUGAUUGUGCCAAGCAGACCUUUCUUCCAGCGGUGCUUCCCAGAUUUCAUUACAAGAAAUGGAAUUUUAACUGUAGCCAAUCAGACCAUCUUCAAAGACGGCGACAAUAACAAGAGAAGUGUCAGCGACCUCAAAGAUGCUGCCAAAGGUAUCGCCAAUCUGCUCAGUGCCAAAGAAGUUGGCAUGAAGAUUGUUGAGGAUUAUGCAAAUUCCUGGUACUGGAUCCUCAUUGGUCUGGUGAUAACCAUGGCAGUCAGUCUGCUCUUUAUCCUGCUGCUGCGCUACACUGCUUGUGUGCUCCUGUGGCUCAUUGUGUUUGGUGUCAUCACUGCUGUCGGCUACGGUAUCUGGCACUGCUACUGGGAAUACAGUUUUCUGAGUGGGAAGCCGGGAGCUAACGUCACCAUCUCUGAUAUCGGCUUUCACACAGACUUCAGCGUUUACCUUCAUCUCAGCCAGACGUGGCUCAUCUUCAUGAUCGCUCUGUCAGUGAUUGAGGCCAUCGUUGUGAUUAUGCUGAUAUUUCUGAGGACGAGGCUGCGGAUUGCUGUUGCACUGCUAAAGGAGGGCAGCAAGGCAAUUGGCUAUAUCAUGUCCACUCUCUUCUACCCUAUCAUCACCUUUUUCCUUCUGGCCAUCUGCAUCGCUUACUGGGCCGUUACAGCUGUCUUCUUGUCAUCAUCUGGGCAUGCCGUCUAUAAGGUUGCACCUGCUGAUGAUAAGUGCAUUUAUGCCAACCUCACGUGCAAUCCAAAGACCUUCGAUCAGACCAACAUCACCAAAGUGUGCCCCGGGUCACAGUGUAUGUUCGCCUUCUAUGGUGGGGAGAGUGUGUAUCACCGCUACAUCUUAGUCCUCCAUCUGUGCAACCUAUUUGUUUUCCUCUGGCUGGUCAACUUUACCAUUGCCCUGGGACAGUGCACCCUGGCUGGAGCCUUCGCUUCCUAUUACUGGGCCUUGAAGAAGCCAAAUGACAUCCCUGCCUGCCCCCUCUACUCCUCAUUUAGCAGAGCCAUACGUUAUCACACAGGUUCCCUCGCUUUUGGUUCACUGAUCGUUGCCGUGGUGCAGAUGAUCCGAGUGGUUCUCGAGUAUCUGGAUCACAAACUGAAAGGUUCUCAAAAUGCCUGCGCUCGUUACCUGCUCUGCUGCCUCAAAUGCUGCUUCUGGUGCCUGGAACAUUUCAUAAGGUUUAUAAACAGAAACGCGUACAUAAUGAUGGCAAUAUACGGAAAGAACUUCUGCACCUCGUCCAAGGACGCUUUCUUCCUUUUGAUGAGGAAUGUUAUUCGGGUGGCUGUCCUGGAUAAGGUGACAGACUUCUUGCUCUUCUUGGGAAAGCUGCUUAUUACAGGAGGUGUUGGUGUUCUUGCAUUUUUCUUCUUCACACAUAAGAUACCAGCUAUUCAAGAAGAGGUGCCAUCCCUAAAUUACUACUGGGUUCCUGUUCUGACGGUGAUAUUUGGAUCCUACAUGAUUGCACAUGGCUUUUUUAAUGUCUACGCCAUGUGCGUGGACACAUUGUUCCUGUGCUUUUUGUGGGACCUGGAGGUGAAUGACGGCUCUCCUGCUCGGCCCUUCUACAUGAACAAAACCUUGAAGAGCAUCCUGAGCAAGAAGAACGUCAGGAAAUAGAAACAAGAAGAGAGGUGAGGGAAGGAGAAAGACUGGAGGUCAUUUACCAAAGCAUGGAACAAACCUGUGUGGCAAUUUUACCAAAUGUAUUUUAAGUUUGCAUAAAUUUCACAUAUUCAUUAUAAUGGACAAGAAAGUGUAGUUAUGCUACUUUAAAAUUUUCAGUAACUUGCACAAUCAUAAUUUAUGGAUUGGGUAGGUCGUCUGUACUUAUAGCUCACUUCAGGAAUCUUGGUAUGGAUGGUGUACAAAGUUUUUAACAUUUCAGAACUAAAAUGUGAUUUGUGGCAUAAUUUUUACAGUCAUUCUCACUGACUACAAUCACUACAGUCAAGUCUAUACACAGCCACAGUCACGGUGCAUAAUAAGUUCCUAUUGGAACAAGUAAUGUCAUUGUUUAUUGAGGUUGUGGUUGAACCUCAGCUCUUUGUUCUUGAUCUCUUGUAAUUACCAGUUUUCACCACUUGGUGGUGCCAGUUAUCACCAGACCUCACUUUAUUCCAUGAAAUGGUCUAAUGUUAUCUAAACUCAUCUGUGGGUUGUUAUGUUGUGUUUCUGACCUAAAAUGUCUCAUAUUGAGAAAAAACGUCCACUGUUUUCAUAUUCAACUGUCAAGUAUGUUAUAGAAGUUCAGUUUUUAUUCUUAUAUGCAUUUUUUUUAAUUAUGUCAUUUAUUGUCUAAUUGCAUCUUGCAGAUACAUGUUUUUAUAUUCACAGAUGUUUUUCUUAAAGAACUCUGUUAAAGGGACAGUCAGUCACCAACUGUGGAGGUCCUUGUCUUUUCCAGAUAUUUGUAGUAAAACUGAAAAGUGAAGUGGAAUUGUCUUAUCCAGUUUUGAACAUCACAUAAUGAAGUAGAAAUGCUCUCAGAGUACCAAUCGCAACAAUCAAUAUCAAUACUGCAGUGUUAAUUAUUGUCUCAAGCAGCAAUACGCAGUUUCUCACUCCAUCGAUCUCAACAAAAAACUUCCCCCUGAUAGUUAAAAGGCAACUGCUUAUAUAGCCCCUUCCAUCAGCAGGAGCCAACCCCGACCCUGCAACCCUCGUCUGGAAACAGGCAGGUGAAACUAUUAGAUCCAACUUUUAAAAUGCCUGUGCUGGCUCUUGUCACCAAGAUUACAUUUGACAGCUUGAUUAAAACUCUGCACACACAAAAAUAGCAAAUAAUAAUUGCUCAGAGAAGCAGCUCAGUCAGCAAUCCGGAAAGAGCAAUAUGAUAGGCCACGCUCACUUACACAAAUCAAAAUGGCACUUCAGAUUUUGUUUAAUUCUGGACUCCAGAUCAUGCAUAGCUAAUUUAGUACAAUUUUGUUGACUUGAUUUGAGGUACAUAUAUUUGUUAUUUGUGGUGCCCCCUAUUGGUUGGGUUUAAAAUGCUUUAGUCACCCUAUUCUCAAAUAGGGCCUGAAGUAAAUGGCAGUGUGUAGGAUCUAGUUUCAUGUUGCAGCUGAACACCCCUCACCUCACCCUCCCCUUCCAAACAUGAAGGAGAACC